This is a messenger RNA of Microtus ochrogaster (prairie vole), 4561 nucleotides long. RefSeq names its product serine and arginine rich splicing factor 12 (gene Srsf12). Lineage: Eukaryota; Metazoa; Chordata; Mammalia; Rodentia; Cricetidae. Gene Ontology annotation, molecular function: RNA binding. The record is from RefSeq and is a predicted model, not a curated record.
UGCGGCUGCGCGGCGGGCCCGGGAGGGGGCGCGGCGGGCGGCUGGGAGCGGGGCCGCGAGCGGCAUGUCUCGCUACACCAGGCCCCCCAACACCUCCCUGUUCGUCAGGAACGUCGCCGACGCCACUAGGCCCGAGGACCUACGCCGAGAGUUUGGUCGGUACGGACCCAUAGUGGACGUUUACAUCCCGCUUGACUUCUACACUCGCCGCCCCCGCGGGUUCGCCUACGUUCAGUUUGAAGAUGUUCGAGAUGCUGAAGACGCACUCUAUAACCUCAAUAGGAAGUGGGUCUGUGGCCGGCAAAUCGAGAUACAGUUUGCCCAAGGUGAUCGCAAAACACCCGGGCAAAUGAAGUCGAAGGAACGCCACCUGUGCUCGCCGAGUGACCACAGGAGAUCCAGAAGCCCCAGCCAGAGGAGGUCUCGAAGUCGAAGUUCAUCAUGGGGCAGAGACCGGAGGCGCUCAGACAGCCUGAAAGAGUCUCGACACAGGCGGUCUUCCUACAGUCAGUCUAAAUCCCGCUCCAAAUCACUACCAAGGCAGUCUACCUCAGCAAGGCAGUCGAGAACACCGAGAAGGAAUUCUGGAUCUAGAGGCCGGUCAAGAUCCAAGUCCUUACCGAAAAGGUCCAAGUCAAUAGAAAAAUCAGAGUCACGCUCACCCCCAAAGCAGACUGGCUCAGGAGCAAAAUCUAGACCACAUGGACGGCACUGUGAUUCCAUCGCAAGAUCCCCAUGCAAGUCUCCCAGAGGGUACACCAGCUCCGGAACCAAGACACAGACAGCAAAGCAUUCUCACUUUCCGUCGCACUCCAGAUCGCGGGGUUACCACCAUAAAAACAGUUGGUGAACAGCUGCUUCCGGAAGAGCCACCGCGCUCUGCUAUGAAUUAUUAGACCUCGUUGUGGUUAAAAUUCCUCAAGGCUUAUAGAAGUGGGAACUGGUGUUAGUUACCUUGGCCAUGUGGAAGAAAUACAAUCGCCCUAGCUUUGACUAAUAAGUAUUUGAUCUCAAUUUAAGGGCUCACCCACAAGUCACCAUGGUCAGCACUGCAUAGGCUGUACUUGGUUUACGUUGUAGCAAGGGGGUACUUCCCAAAGGAAAGAGGCAAGAUCCAGUAUAAAAAUUCUACUUAGAUAUGAAAUACUAUCAAUAAUAUUCUUUACAAAAGUAUUUUUUACUCUAAAACACUUUUCACAUAAAAAGUAAUUGUGAUUAUAUGUAAUUGCAUAGGCCAGACUUAAACUGUUUGACACCUGUGUCUUUCUUGUGACUUCUGUUUAAGCUUGGGCCAAUUCUUGGUAGGCAUUAGUUCAAGUUACAGCAUUCUGAAAUCUCAAAAAAAAAAAAAAUCUAUAUAGAUUCUGCAGCGGUUCAAAAGAUAGUUAAAAGAUGUUUAAAAGAUAAAGAAGCUUUCAUUGUUUUUGAAUACAGCAGCAUAGACCAGUUGGCAUGAAAUGAUAUACAUGUUUGCUGAAAAUACGAAAACAAAGCUGGGUAGGGUAGCACAUGCCUGCAAUCCCAGCGCUUGGGAGAUGAGGUCGGAGGGUCAACCCACCAUGGACUGGGCUACACGAGACCCUGUCUAGAAAUAAAUAAACAGAUGCUUUUUAAAAAGGCGAAACCAUUUUAGAACUACUAGAUUUUGAAUGGUUUGCGACUACUCUAAAAACUAUGGUGUGGAACACUCAGAAUCCACAAAUACUCAUAUUAAGCCUUACAUAGUUGAAGUACAGUACAUUUUGUAUAAAUUCACAUUUAUACCAUUAUUUCUAUAUAGCUAUUUUCAUCUGCAUUUUUCUUUUUAGAGCUCUAGUUCAAUAUCCUAAUUAUAUACAAAGUCUUUUUAAAGAAAAGAAUUAAACACAUAGUACAUUAUAUUAAGAAAUGCUAGCCAAUGAGAUGGCUCGGUGAGUAAAUCCACUCACUAUCCACACCUGGCCACCUGAGUGCUAGCUGGGCAACUUGAGUUCAGUUCCUGAACCCACUCAGAAGUGGAAGAGAACUGGCUCCUGCAAAGUAUCUCUGACUUCCACACUGUGCAAUGGCCUGUGUGUGCACGCACACACACACACAUAAAUGUAUGCAAAAACUUUAAGUUCAAAACUAUACCUUCAAACCAGACAUGUAGUACACGUACAUGCCUGCCAUCCUAGGACUCGGGAAGCCGAGGCAGGGCCGAGGCAGGAACUUGAGACCAGCCUGGGAAACACUGAGAUCCAUCACACACACACACACACACACACACACAAAGAAAAAGGUCUUCAUAAAAACAGCUUCUAGGUGAGGCAUUUGACUUUUACAUUAUGCUAUGCUACAUCUUAAAAACCAAAUAACUUCGUUGACAGUUACUGCUUUUGUAGUUGUUGUUACUUAGAAUUUCUUUUACCAUGUCAUUGAGGUUUACAUUUCAGAGGGUUUUGCAGAUUUGUGAUAGAAUGGUUUGCAUCUGAUUGUCAUAGGAGAUAUGUUUACAGAUUAGCUUUGUUGAAUCACAUUGCUGAAACACACUGUCAGCCCUUACAGCUAAUAUGUAUGCCUGGAAAUACCUAAGAAACCUGUCUUACAUUUUCAGUAUUUGGAGCUAUGUGGCUUCUAUUAAUUUCCAAUAUAGAGUUCCAUAGUCUUUGCAUUUUAAAUCCUUUAUGUGAGAAAAACUUCACAAAAUAAUUUGUACAUUGGUGAUACUUGGAGAAGUAACGCAAAUUAAUGUAUAUUAUACUCUCUGGAUAUAUUUUGUCUAUUUAACCAUAGCAACAUUUAUUUAUUUCCAAACUUCACUCUGAUGUUCCUCUGUAAUAAAGCGAUUAUAAAAGCCUGAGAGACUGUUGGAAGCUUGAGGAGUUUAAAGUUAUCUUGGCCCGUGCGUAUGUAUACGCUGUCCUCUUCAAUAGUGGCACAUGUAAAGCCUUGGCGUCCUCAAUCCCAGCACCGCAGGGGUGGGAGCAGGGAACAGAGGAACUCACUGUACUUCUACGUUGUCUUUACCCUCACAGAUCCUUUUAUCAAGGGACCAUUACCUCAAGGGUGCAUGACUUUUCUUGGGGAAACUUGAGCAAACUUGUAGUCACCCCAGAAAGGUUACUAAUAACAGUCCAUCCCAGUCUAGGUUGGCGAGCUGAUGAGGAGAAGUAGGCUUACAGAAGCAGCUUACAGGCUGUGGAAGAAAAGCCUCCCCUAGCAACUGUUUCUGUGUCCUAUAGGCUGUCUCAUGAGCUUCCUCCCCUUUCUCCAGGGAGUGUUAGUGAGCCCAGUCUUAUGAGGGUCCUCUGAAGUUACCAUGCCUGCUCUGAUUUCCAUCUGGCAAUGGCCAUGUCAUGCCCAGAAAACAGCAUUCUGUAACACUUAGGAAAAAGUUAAUACAAUCCUGAACGUGCUUAAAUUUUCCACUUAUGUUUGACUUGGUUUUUCAGUAAAAUACUGUUAAUCCCAAAGAUCCAAGGAGAAAGGUCAUUAAUCCGAAUCAUCAUGGCCAAAUUAAUUAAAGCAAGCUUUUUUUAUUCAUGUACACAGGCUGUCUCCCGCCAAAGUCGAGGUUCAAAAGAUGAGCAUUGGAUAUGAAGCAGAGAAGGAUUUUAUAGCUCGGAGGUAGGGGCUUCCAAAUGGGUGAUUUGACAGGUAAUAGGUGGGGUUAGAGACGCAGAACAUAACCAAAACGAGUUAGUCAUAAUGACCUCCUGAAAAAAAUACAUGGUUGCAAGGUGGUCGUAACAAGGGUGUCAUACCACAGGUUUGUCAUAGGUGGUCAUAUAACCUCUCGAAACAAAAGCAUGCUUGUCAUUUCCUGCAACAGGCAUUACAGAACCAUUUGUAGCUAAGGUUACAGGAGGGGCAGAAUCCAAUCCUUGAGAAACAGAGGUUUAAUCAUAAACAGGAAUAAACUUAGUUUGUCUUUACUAUAAAAUGGCUUUUAAGCCCAAGAUGGAGACAGGCUGGUUCAUCAGUCCCUAAUGCUGAUGAGGACAGUGUUCAGUUUGAAUGAAAUGUGGCUUAAAUUUUUUUUAUUUAAAAUUUUUAUUAUAUGUAUGGGUGCUUUGCCUGCAUGUAUGUCUGUGCAUUGCAUGUGUGCCAGGUGCCCCAGGGAGGCCAGAAUAGGGCAUCAAAUCCCUGGAACUGGAGUUAUAUAUGGUUGUGGGUCACCAUGUGGGUGCUGGGAAUUGAACCUAAGCUCCCAAGAAGCGCAUUUCAGUGCUGAUAACCAUCUCUCUAGCCUCUUAAAUUAAAUUUUUUUUUAAGAUCUAGGAUUUCUUUUGGCUCACAGUUCAAGACACAAUCCAUGAUGGUGGGAAAAUCGUAUCGGCAGAUGCAGAAAGCAACGGAUAAAUGCGUGUGCUCAGUUUCUCCUUUUUAUUAGACUCUGAAACCCAAGCCCAGGGGAUGGCCCCACCCACCCUUCCUGUUGGUCUUGGUCUUAGUUAGGGCUACUACUGCUGUGAUGAAACACCAUGACCAAGGCAGCUUUUUAUUUCUGGCACGGGGGGCAGGGGUGGUUUUAUGAAAAAGGGCUACUUUCUGUAACCCUGGCUGUCCUGGGACUCAUUCUGUAGACCAGGCUGGCCUU